GCAGAAUGUGUUUCUUGUUUCCGGUUCCGGGUUCCAGAGUUCCAGACCGGUUGAGAUUUAAUCAGAAACAAACAUCCACUGGAUUAAGCUCCUUUGUUUUUACUCCAAGUAUAAGUCACAGUAUGAGAAGGACUACAAGGGAUUCAUCAUGAAACAAUAUAGAAACUAACAUGUAUUCAUCCACAGAACAUCCACAGAUACAAUAUCUAUCUACAUAUAUUAAGGAGGAACCAACCUUGUGUCAAAAAGAAAAUCUAAUCAACAUUUCGACACCCAAAGAACAUCCGCAGGUAGAAUAUAUAUCUGCUCAUAUUAAGGAGGAACAAGCCUUGUGUAAAGAAGAAAAUAUCACCAACAUAUCUAGACCCAGAGAACAUCCACUGAUAGAAUACCCAUCUACUCAUAUUAAAGAGGAACCAGCCUUGUGUGAAGAAGGAAAUCUUACAGACAAUUCUGUACCUACAGAUCAUCCACAGACAGAAUAUCCAUCUACUCAUGUUAAGAAGGAACCAACCUCAUGUGAAGAAUGCAAUCUCACAGACAUUCCUAAACCAUCAGAACAUCCACAGAUAGACUAUCCAUCUUCUUAUAUUAAGAAGGAACCGGUUUCAUGUGAAGAAGGGAAUCUCAUGAAUAUUUCUACAAAAACACAGCAUCCAUUUACUUAUAUCAAAGAGGAACCAUACUCAUGUGAAGAAGGAAGUCUCACAGACAUUUGUACCCCCAAUGAACAUCCACAGACGGAAUAUCCAUCUACUGAUAUUAAAGAGGACACAGCAUCAUAUAAAGGAAAAAUCAUAAACAUUUCUGCACCCACAGAACAUCAACAGACACAAUAUCCACGUACUCAUAUUAAGGAAGAACCAGCUUUAUAUUCUUGUCCUCAGUGUGGUAAAUGUUUUAAUCUAAAACCUUACCUUCAGAAACACAUAAAAACACACACAGGACAGAAGGCAUUUUCUUGCUUACAAUGUGGGAAAGGAUUUACAAAAAAAUCCUAUCUUGAUAAACAUCAGAAGAUUCUCACUGAAGAUAAACCAUAUUUUUGUUCUAAAUGUGGAAACCGUUUUAAUCAACAGUGUGCUUUUCUUAAACAUAAAAGUAGUCACGUGGGUGAGAAACUAUAUUCAUGUUCGGAGUGUGGAAAAUGUUUUUUCCGUAAAUCAGUUCUUUUAAAACAUCAAAAUGUUCACACAGGAGAGAAAUUAUAUUCGUGCUCAGAGUGUGGGAAACAUUUUAGCCAGAAAUCGAAUCUUCAAAGUCAUCAUAAAAUUCACACAGGAGAGAAACCGUAUUCUUGUUCUGAAUGUGGAAAGUGUUUUACACAUAGGACGGGUUUGCAUUCACAUAAAAGAAUUCACACAGGAGAGGGGCCGUUAUCAUGUUUUGAAUGUGGAAAAUGUUUUACGCACAGACAAAGUCUGGAAUUACAUAAAAGAAUUCACACCGGGGAGGAACCAUUUUCUUGUUCGGAAUGUGGAAGAUGUUUUAUUUAUAAAGAAAAUCUUCUUACACAUCAGAGGAUUCAUACAGGAGAGAAACCAUAUACUUGUUCUGAAUGUGGGAGAUGUUUUCGCCAUAGGUCAAGUCUUGUUAAACAUGAAAGAAUUCACACAAGAGAGAAGGCGUAUCCAAGUACAAACGCCCAAGAGAAGCCAUAUUCCUGUACUGAAUGUGGUGAACGUUUUAUCAAUCAUUCUUUGUUUAUUAAACAUCAGCAAGUUCACACUGGAGAUGAACCGUUUUCAUGUAUUAAAUGUGGGAAAUGUUUUGCAGACAAGGAUGCUCUUGUCAGCCAUGAACUACUUCACGAAGGUGAAAAACCAUAUUCCUGUGCGCAGUGUGGCAAAUGUUAUAGUCAUAAAAGGAAACUUGCCAGACAUGAAAAAAUUCACACAGGUGAUAAACCGUAUUCUUGUUCAGUGUGUGGAAAAUGUUUUGGAGAUAAAGCAACUCUCAUUGGUCAUCAGAGAACUCACACAGGCCAGAAACCGUACUCAUGUUCUGAGUGUGGCAAAUGUUACCGUCAUAAAGUCAAUCUUGUGAGACAUGAAAAGCUUCACACAGGAGAGAGACCAUAUUCCUGUUUCGAAUGUGGGAGAAGGUUUAUCCAAAAGUCAGUGUUUGUCUCACAUCAGAGAACACAUACAGGAGAAAAACCAUUUUCUUGCUCUGAAUGUGAAAAACGUUUUAACUGCAAACAAAGUCUUGUAAAACAUCUUCUCGUUCAUGCUGGGAAAAAACCAUAUUCUCGGUUUCAAAGUGUUUGAAAUUGCCCAAUUUGCUAUGAAAUCUAUAGAGUCCUAGAGAUUAGGAUUGAGGGCAUUCUCUUAAUCAUUCCAUUGAGAUGGGGAUUUUGUUUUCAAAUAAAUUGCAUAUUGUAAGGACCUGGUCACACUUUAAAAAUAUUCUCGUAAUUCAUAUGAUCAAGUUAAACGUUAGGCACUUGGCACGAAAAGUAGUGUGAAAUAUUUUUAGGAAUAACAUAUUUUCUUUGAGUAACAUCAAAAGUGAUUUAACCCAUGACAAAAUGCAGAUUCAUUUGUUUUGUUUUUAUCAGAGUUUGCAAUUUUUGAGAAAUUGCAUGAAAAGUGAUUAGCUGUGUUCUAGAAUACAGGAGUUUGUUUUUGAAAAGUACUGCUUCAUAAA
Pelobates fuscus (common spadefoot toad) is the source of this 2649-nucleotide messenger RNA. Its product is annotated as zinc finger protein 883-like. The record is from RefSeq and is a predicted model, not a curated record. Gene Ontology annotation, cellular component: nucleus. Gene Ontology annotation, molecular function: DNA-binding transcription factor activity, RNA polymerase II-specific; RNA polymerase II transcription regulatory region sequence-specific DNA binding. Bases 171 to 2270 code for a protein of 699 amino acids. Lineage: Eukaryota; Metazoa; Chordata; Amphibia; Anura; Pelobatidae. Gene Ontology annotation, biological process: regulation of transcription by RNA polymerase II. The transcript has 2 exons.